ACGCAAAAACAUGCAUACCGUAUCAAAUGCUAUAAAAGACCCGGAUUUUACCUCAUUUUCAAGUGGGGUAGUGGAAAUGAUGUUGACUCUCACUGUAUCUCCUGAGACCUUGUUCUUUGAAUAAAUUAAUGCAUAAUACUAAAAGACAUUCUGCAUUUCACUCUCUCUCUCUCAGUCUCUCUUUAGUCACUGUUCAUCUGUCAGCACUUUUAGUUUGUUGAUGGAGUCUUUAUGCUAUGCUUUUGAGGGGAGAGGACUGCUGUUUUCAGACGAUAUCGAACUCCCAGGAGAUAUGAAACCACUUUCUGAUUUCGAUAAGAACAUGUUAGUUCCUAUUGGAGAAGGAAAUGGGGGAACAGAAUUUACAGAAUUCGGUUUGCCUCAUAUGACGAAAAAUUUGCUUCUGGAUGGUCCGGCCUGGUGUUCAACUGCAGAGACGGAUGAUAAUCCAACAUCUACUAGUAUUUUUAACUUGUUUCCGGGGGAAAUGGAAUUGGGAAGAUUUUCGAGUUCUUCCAUUAGAGCCAGAGAUAAGACAUUGCCACAGAUUAAUUUGGAGGUGGAGAAUUUGGCUGCUAGGAGAGAAAUCAAUGGAACUUCAGUUUCAAGGGAAAAGUCCGUCUCGUCUUCUCCAGAGUCCCAGUUACCUGCAAAAAGAUCACUGUGUACGAAUUUGCAUUCGCGGCUGCCAGUCUGCCAAGUGUAUGGUUGCAAUAAGGAUCUAAGUUCCUCAAAGGACUAUCACAAAAGACAUAAAGUAUGCGAUGUUCACUCAAAGACUGCUGUUGUUAUCGUUAAUGGCAUUGAGCAAAGGUUCUGUCAGCAAUGUAGCAGGUUUCAAGUGCUGGCAGAAUUUGAUGAGGGUAAACGAAGUUGUCGUAAGAGCCUAGCAGGGCACAAUAAGCGUCGACGAAAGCUUCAACUGGAUACUCACCUUGGUCCCUCGUUGAUGGGAGCAGAUUUAUCAAGAUCGUCCUUCCUUUUAUCGGGAAAUCUUCCUGGCGGCUUCUUUCCUCAACGAUUCGAUGAGCCAAACAACAACUGCAGCAAGCGUAUCAAAUAUGAAGGGGGGGCAAAUCAAAUAUCCGAAUUAGCCAUGCCCAUGAAAUUCUGGCAAUCGUGUGCUAAGCCAUUUCAAUAUCAUUCGAAAAACUGUCUGGACUCACCAUCAUCGAUUCAAGAAUUAUCUCAGGGCUCAAACUCCGGGCGUGCUCUCUCUCUUCUGUCGCACAACAUAUUGAGCAAUUAUGCAGGCAGUCCAAAGGCUUUUCCUCUGAUCUUCGAAGAAGAUAAUCGUACUAACUGCAGAAUGGAUGAACUUUUUCAAGAAUCAAAUGCUAUGACUGCUAAGAAUUAUAGUUCUCCCGAAGUUGCAGAAACAGUCGAUUUGUUCGAGUUGUCAUUUCAUCUGGAAAGAGUAGAGCAGCAGAGGCAUUCUGCACAGGCGAAGCAGGAAAAUGAUAUGUUCUCCUGCUCCACAAUUACUUGAAAGAGUAUAACUGCUGCUGCAAAAUUUGUAAAAAUGUUUAUUUGAAAUGAAUGAUUGUAGUUAAAGAAAAUAAGA
This is a messenger RNA of Olea europaea var. sylvestris, 1564 nucleotides long. RefSeq names its product squamosa promoter-binding-like protein 6. The coding region runs from base 221 to 1489 and encodes 422 amino acids. NCBI's taxonomy places the organism in Eukaryota, Viridiplantae, Streptophyta, Magnoliopsida, Lamiales, Oleaceae. The record is from RefSeq and is a predicted model, not a curated record. Gene Ontology annotation, cellular component: nucleus. The transcript is spliced from 4 exons. Gene Ontology annotation, molecular function: DNA binding.